This is a messenger RNA of Salvia miltiorrhiza (redroot sage), 3024 nucleotides long. RefSeq names its product cytochrome P450 85A1-like. Gene Ontology annotation, biological process: sterol metabolic process. Lineage: Eukaryota; Viridiplantae; Streptophyta; Magnoliopsida; Lamiales; Lamiaceae. The coding region runs from base 1463 to 2854 and encodes 463 amino acids. The record is from RefSeq and is a predicted model, not a curated record. Gene Ontology annotation, molecular function: monooxygenase activity; heme binding; iron ion binding. The transcript has 11 exons.
UAACCAGAACUGAGAAGAGCUAAAAAAAAAUGGGAAUUUGCUCAUUGAUGUAUAAAAUUCUGAAAAGUUGUACAAUAUCUUUGCAAGCCAAAUAAAAGAGAACUAAGAAUUCGACUAGUGACCUGCAUGAAUAAGUUUUAGAUAGUAAUAAGUUAAUAGGUGUAGGUUAAUGACCUGAAACUAUAAGCAGCUAAUGUGACUGCAUGAAUAAGUUUUAGAUAGCUAAAUAUCUAUGUUUAUGAAUUAAUUAGCUUAUUUGAAAGUUCAAGUAGUUAAUUAAUUGCACGAAGUGACCUGAUGAAAACAACACCACUCCUGACUUCCCUUAUGAUUUUAGAGUUUUAUACAUUAUAGGUUGACUUUUAACUCGAAGAACCAAAUUAAUUGUUAUAGUUAGAUUACAUGUGAAAUUAAUUAGACUCAUUGAUUUAAUUAAUUUUAACCUUUUUUGAAAUUCUAGCUAUGAUUAGCCCUCUUCAUCAGAUUGAUGAAAAUAUAAACUAUACUUGUAUCAUUUCUUUAUCAAUUCACUUCUCUCACGCCUACUUCCAAUGCAUUAACAGCUAUAUUUGUAUAUAUAGAUGAGAUUGACGUGCAUGGGACAUAUAUUGCAUCAUUUCAGAAUUGACUGUAUAUAUAUAGUCAUCAUGACUAUAUGUGUUUGCAUGAUAACACUAAUAAUAAAGAACGAUGAGCAUUUUUGUGUAAUAAUUAGUAAAUAAUGGAAUAAUUGGAUUAAUUUGUGUUUGGUUGGAUGUAUUUUUCAUAAAGCGAUAAGAUGCAAAGGACAAAGGCUUCUACCUUUCUUGACAUUGCAGCAUGUAAAAGAUAACAUUGCAGCUUGAUUUUCAAUUGAAAAUCAAAUCUGUUAUCGUAAGGUAGGAAGUUGUAAAAGGUAACAGGACACAAAAAUCCAAUCUCUUGCAAUUCUUAAAUCAUUUUCAUAAACAUAAAAUUAAUGCCCCCAUAGAUUAAUUUGGCAUCAUAAUAUUACUCUAUUUCGGGACUUAAAAUAUUCAUAAACAUCUUCAGCAAAAAAGAAAAGAAAAGAUUCACAUAUUUCCACCAAAUGCUUGAAACAGGUUGCUUGAUAACAUAAAACUAACCUCAAGGAGUAGCCGAACUUCAAUGAAGGGUGGCGGCGACCGGACAAAGCCUCAGAGCAGCGGCUAAGUCUCACUGCAAAAAAGUUUCUUCGGUGCAAAAUUUUCCUCCCUAUAUUUCCUCAGGACCUUUUGUUCUUCAGGAGUAAAUAUAUCAGAACACCUGAAAGAAACCAGAAGUUGCAUCGCUUAAACUUGUCAGGCCGUUUACUGCUGGUUGGUAGAUCGAUGCCAAAGAUAAAAGAAAUUGCCUGAGAAUCCCAUCGGCAUAUACAAACCGGCCAUUUGCAUAGGUCACAGCUCAAUUCAUUACUCUCCUCUUAAUAACUGGGUUUCAGAGGUCUUUUCUUGGGGCAUCAAUGGAGGUCUCGUUCAUGGCGGUCUCCUUGUUGUUGAUGGGCCUAUUUUUCUUCUUAUUUCUGUCAAAAUGGAAUGAAAUUAUAUUCCAAAGAAAAGGGUUGCCCCCUGGAACAAUGGGGUGGCCAUUUUUUGGUGAGACUAAUGAAUUCCUCAAGCUUGGCCCAGACUUCAUUAAAAGGCAAAGAGCCAGGUAUGGAAGAGUUUUCAAGUCACAUAUACUAGGGAGUCCCACUAUAGUCUCAAUGGAUCCAGAGCUGAAUAGAUACAUUCUAUUGAAUGAAGCAAAGGGACUUAUUCCUGGAUAUCCAAAAUCUAUGUUGGAUAUACUAGGACAAAGAAACAUAGCUGCUGUGUAUGGAUCAAAACAUAAGUUUAUACGAAAGAAUCUGAUGUCUCUAGUUGGAGCUCCGUUGAUCAAAGACCGCCUUCUGCCAAACCUUGAUAAGUACAUUAGGCUUCAUCUCUCAAACUGGGAUGAUAUGCUUAUUGAUGUUCAACAAAAAUCUACUGAUAUGGCGUUCUUGAUAGGCUUCACACUAAUUGCUGAAGCUGAGUUGAGUUCAAUUUAUGAUGGAUUUAAGGCUGAGUUUGAUAAGUUGGUGAUUGGAUCGCUUUCUCUUCCUAUCAAUCUGCCCGGCACGAGUUAUUAUCGAGGAUUUAAGGGCAGGAAAAAUAUAGUGAAGAUAUUGAGACAAGUGAUAGAGAAAAGAAGGGCCGCUUCUCCAGAAACAACCUAUGAUGACAUGCUACAACAUUUGUUGGAAGACACUGACGCAUUGAAUGAAGAGGAAAUCAUAGAUCAGAUCAUCACAAUACUUUACUCAGGAUAUGAGACAGUCUCCACAACCUCAAUGAUGGUUGUCAAGUAUCUCCAUGACAAUCAACAAGCCCUGCAACAACUUAGGGAAGAGCAUUUUGGGAUCCAGAGGAGGAAGGUAGCGGGGCAGGCAGUGGAUUGGGACGACUACAAGUCCAUGAGGUUCACGCGUGCUGUUGUUCUUGAAACACUUAGACUAGCUACUGUGAUUAAUGGACUAUUGAGGAAGACAACACAAGACAUGACAUUGAAUGGAUUUCUCAUUCCAAAAGGAUGGAAAAUUUAUGCAUUCACAAGAGAGAUCAACUAUGAUCCAAUCCUCUACCCAGAACCCCUAAAAUUUAAUCCAUGGAGAUGGCUGGAUAAGAGCUUAGAGUCACACAACUAUUGCUUCUUGUUUGGAGGAGGGGGAAGAUUGUGCCCUGGAAAGGAACUUGGAAUAGCAACAGUUUCAAUUUUCCUUCACUACUUUGUAACUACAUAUAGAUGGGAAGAAAUUGGAGGAGAGAGGAUAGUAGAAUUCCCAAGAGUUGAGGCACCAAAUGGUUAUCACAUAAGAUUGGUGAAGCUCUAAUUCAUCUCACAACUGUGGGCUUUAAACUAGCUUCUUCUUCAUGUUGAUCAUGUAUGUAUGGUUGGAAUGAUGGUGAAAAAAGUUACUAAUUUCCUAAUAGGUAUGUUUGCUUUGAAGUAUAAGAAAUUGAUAAGCUCAAUUUACCAUUUUAUGUUGGAAAUAAAUAACUA